CGCAUGCUCCCUACAUCCUCACCUCCAUCCACCCGUCGAGGGACUUGAAAGCUUGAAUAAAGAUGCUCUACGUCUCGGGUCGCUGGAGCCUUGUUACCGGGUGAAACUGAGUUAUCUGGACGGACGUACAAGAGAGGACACGUGUAGAUAGUUGAAAGACUCUAUAUCUUAUAGUUUAUGUCUUUGGGCACCGAUAUGGAGCUGAAGAAAUCUAUUUCGGACACCGAGCGAGCGCUCAGGAGCUACGGCGCCGUGUCGGAAACUGCAUGGACAACGGACAAAGGUCAUUCAGAUGUGUCCAUGGCAGAGAGCACCAUGGCUCCAGAGGAGCUCGAGGUAGAGAUGACUCGUAUCCAGCGCCUGCGAGAGGUCCUGGUACGCCGAGAGUCGGAGCUGCGCUUCAUGAUGGAUGACAUUCAGCUCUGCAAAGACAUCAUGAGUUUAAAGCAGGAGCUGAGGCAGAUUGUGACAGUACCAGAGAAAGAAAAAAACAAGAAGCACCAGCAGCGGGAAGAGGAGCUGAUCCUGAAAAUCCAUAAACUGGUGCAGAAGAGGGAUUUCCUGGUUGAUGACGCUGAGGUGGAGAGAUUAAGGGAGAGAGAGGAAGACAAAGAGAUGGCUGAGUUCCUCAGACUGAAGCUGAUGCCUCUGGAGAAAAAGCUCAAAGUCACACAAAAUCCUCCAAAGCCCAAGAGACAAAUCUUGGAGCUGCCUCCCAACAAACCAUCCAUCACCAAGUCAGGCGCAGCCAUCAUCAAGGAUUGCUGUGGAGCCACCCAGUGUGCCAUCAUGUAACUGACAAGGACCUCUCUAUGAACCCAUCCAUGAGUCAUAAACCAAAACACUCACACCACAUGACAUGCCAUAAACCAUUCCUGGUUUCUCUGAAUAUCUCAGCUGCUGUUCCUCAAAUCUGUUCAGAAAUCAAGUUUUAAUUUCAUUCAAGAUGGAGUUACAGCUCCAAUGUUUUAUUUUAGGGUUUAAGAACUUCACUAAUCACUGCUAGAACAAAAACGUAAAGGAGCUUCUUUUAUUAAAGACACUUAAAGGCACGUGAAAAAAAUGUGCUCAAUACAAAUGUAAAACUAGAUUAAGAUGUUUAGUAAGAUUCCUUUAAAUUGACUAUUUAAUCUGCCAUAGUGUUGGAAAAUAGAACUAAAAGCACAAUUUAAGCUAAUUGAAACAUCAAAUGCUGGAGUUCUCUGCCUGACAGGAAAAAAAAAAACAUUUGACCUCACCCUGACAUGUAUGACAAGUAUUUGGUUUUCUAUUUCAACAGUUUAACAACAACAGUGAUCCUCUUUCACUUUAAGAAAACUCAUUUUUAUCACUGCUCCAAGGUGGGAGAACAAUGUGGCUUUUGACUGCAGUUUAAAUGAGAAACAUUUCGAGAAAUUGGCAGGUCGUGGGCCCUUCUGAACCGGAGCAAUCCUUUGACCUCCUGCCUGAAAAAAAAAAAAAUCUCUCUCAAACUGUAACAUCUCCUGUACUGAGUAUAAGGGUUUGAAAAUGUGAAAGAUGGUUGUUAUUGAAAGUAACAAAUAUAAGAAAGCUUACAUAGAAAUACUUGAUGAAAUAGAACCUCAAUGCUUACCUUAUUAAUAUUUGCCUCGGCAACUGAGUGUUCGACUAACACUCAUCUGAACUCACAGAGUAUAAUGAGACAAUGAACAGAACUUCUAAGAGGCCAGCUGCAGAUGUAUCAGUUUAAUCAACAUCAAUAAAUUAUUGAUUUCAUUCUGUUAAAGGCAGAAUACUCCUUCAUUCUUAAAUAAAUUAUAUAUAUUUAUAUAUGUUAACAUGAUCAGAGCCAAUUUUAACUUGAGGCAGGCUACCUAGCAUGCAAUUUUGUAUGACCCACUUUUGCAGCAGUGUUUUCCAUUAGUUUUGAAAUGACCUCAGAUAACAUGUAUUUACAUCAUUUUAUUUGUUAUGUGUUCAAAUGUGCCAUCUUAUUUCUCUCAUAGUCACAUCAUCCCUGGCCAUACUCAUGUCCUCUCAGCCAUCAGCUGCCAGGAAACACUGACUGUGGUGGUAGAACGUCGCUCAUGGUUAUUAUUGUGAAUAAUGUUGACAAAAUGCUUGCAUCCUCUGAAUUUAGUCUUUCGUUUUUAUGAUUAACUACUGGAAAUGAAUGCAAUCCUCUUGUAAAUGCCUACAAUAGACAGUGUAUGUUUGACUGUAUCUAGGACAUUAGUGACUCAUGUAAAGCAAAGUGUUGCUCUCUGUCCCUUUCCCUUCAUUCGGAGAAGUUAGCGUUCUGUAGUAGUAGUGAAUUUAUGAAGGUCCUAACGUUGAAUAUUGAACAAAUAUGCAGAAAAUAAACUGAAACUCCCUGUACAUACAUGUUUGAAUAAAGAGCAUCUUUCAGGAA
Molecule: messenger RNA, 2374 nt
Organism: Labrus bergylta (ballan wrasse)
Lineage: Eukaryota; Metazoa; Chordata; Actinopteri; Labriformes; Labridae
Gene: bmerb1
Product: bMERB domain containing 1
Biological process (GO): negative regulation of microtubule depolymerization
Cellular component (GO): microtubule cytoskeleton
Source: RefSeq, a predicted model, not a curated record